Molecule: messenger RNA, 903 nt
Organism: Python bivittatus (Burmese python)
Lineage: Eukaryota; Metazoa; Chordata; Lepidosauria; Squamata; Pythonidae
Gene: TCAP
Product: titin-cap
Biological process (GO): detection of muscle stretch; sarcomerogenesis; skeletal muscle myosin thick filament assembly
Cellular component (GO): Z disc
Molecular function (GO): structural constituent of muscle; titin binding; protein-macromolecule adaptor activity
Source: RefSeq, a predicted model, not a curated record
GCAAAAUACUAGGCAGAAUUAAGAUUUCCAGAACUCAGCUUAGUUCAAAGAGAACCUUAGAUACAAAGAUGCACGGGAAAAGUGUGGUCCUCCGCAGCUCCGGAAUUCUGUCUACAGCUGAACUGGCCUGCCAGGUGUCUGAGAAGGAUGAGGCCCGGAAGGAAUCAUUCAAUGCUGAAUGGAAAGACCUGUCCCUCACCUCAAGGCCUGAAGAAGGCUGCUGUCACUCUGAGGUGGACAAUCAGCACAAAGAAACCUACCACCAACAACAGGAGGCUUGGGCCAUAGUUCAGCGAUCACCAUGGGGCAUCCUCCGUCUGGGUCUGCUGGGUGAACCCCUGGUCUCUUACCAUCUGCCUUAUCAGCGAGCUCUGCCUCUGCCCAUCUUCACACCAGCCAAGCUAAGCACCAAGGCUGAACGGGAGCUGACACCAACUCCAUCAGAGUCAGUGGAGUCACUGCCAGUCACAGGUGUCUGCCCUGACAAGAUACCUGUGCUUGAGAUCACCAAAGAGUUGCCCCUUGUUGUCCAGCCCACCUGUCCCGACUUCAAAAAAGCUGGCCUGCCCCGCUCACUGUCCCGUUCUAUGUCUCAGGAAGCCCAGAGGGGCUGAGGCAACUCAACAACUCUCCUAUUUGGAACUGGCUUGGACGUCUUGGGCCACUGCGCCUGUUGCUGCAUGAGAACAAUCUGAAGGGGCCCAGAUAUGUAGAAAAGACUUUGUAGGAUUGAAUCCUGGAUGGCCUCCUUUUUCUGGGAGUGGGGGUGGGGAGGCAAGGAUGUUGGGUGUUUGUGUAUAUAUAAUUAGAUGUAUAAUGUUACAUAUUUCUAUGACCAGUUAUUAUUUUUCUGCAUCUUUCUUUCUUUCUUUCUUUCUUUCUUUCUUUCUUUCUUUCUUUCUU